This is a messenger RNA of Lytechinus variegatus (green sea urchin), 1503 nucleotides long. RefSeq names its product intraflagellar transport protein 22 homolog (gene ift22). Bases 135 to 692 code for a protein of 185 amino acids. The transcript is spliced from 6 exons. The record is from RefSeq and is a predicted model, not a curated record. Lineage: Eukaryota; Metazoa; Echinodermata; Echinoidea; Temnopleuroida; Toxopneustidae. Gene Ontology annotation, molecular function: GTPase activity. Gene Ontology annotation, biological process: intracellular protein transport. Gene Ontology annotation, cellular component: endomembrane system.
GCCUAGCAUUUUUCUGCAGCAGUCGACUUUAUCGAAAGUUAGCUCAGCUCGUUGUUGUGAAUUCCGGUACUAAUUUGCCGAAACAAAGUCAAGCAUCAUUUAGGAGCGCAGUUUGAAAAACUUCUGGUAUCAAGAUGAAAGCGAAAAUACUGAUGAUUGGACCAACAGAGUCUGGGAAGACGAUAAUGUCCAACUUUCUUGCUGAUGCAACUGAUGUAUCUGGUGGUGACUACCAUCCUACACAAGGUGUCAGGAUUCUGGAGUUUGAAAGCGGAUCUUUGAACGUCGGUAAUAGAUCGCUUAUAGCUGAAGUUGAGCUCUGGGAUUGCAGUGGAGAUCAAAAAUUUGAUGAAUGUUGGCCUGCUUUCAUGAAAGAUGCAUCAGGUGUUGUCAUAGUCUACAAUCCAGACCAAGCAAGUCAUGAGAGAGAAUUGGAUACAUGGUACAAUCAUUUCAUAACUCAACAAGGACUGAAAGAUUCGCAAUGCAUCAUUUUUGGACAUCAUCGGCCAAACACUUCCCAGGCGGUUCGGGUACAAAUACCAUCUAACAUGACGCGGGUCAAUCAUGUACAAACAAACCUGGAGGAUGAAUCUGACCAAGUGAGGGCGGACUUCAACUUGUUCCUCAGUAAGGUACUUGGUGCAAUCAGCAAGAGGCAAGAUCAGGAGGAACUCAGUAUCAUUCAGUGAAAUCCUUGGUCAUAUAUGAAAACAAAAAAAUAUUAAAUCACCUUGAUUAUAAUACAGAGUAGGUCUGCUCAAUAUGAUUGAGAUAAUGUUGGCAUUUUGACAUUGGGACCUCGAUAAGGAGAAGAUAUUUAGAUGACUAUAUUUCACCUUGAUGAUAAUAGUCUGUGAGAUACAUGUAGGCACUGCUUGUUACGAUGGAUCUCAUGGAAUUUAACAAUUUAAAUUCACCAGAAUAUUAUCUUGUGAAAGCCGAGGAAAGGCGAGUCCAAUUUAGGGCCUUACUGCGACACUUACCUAGUUUCCUUUCACUCUUAUGCAAGCAAUAAUUUUGAUGAUAUCAAAUUUUGAGCAGUGGUGUAGAUAAGAAAAUCCAAGCCAGGUUACUGAAGGCUCUGUGGCUGAGCUUUACCGGGUUUUAAUAACAUCACAUAAGACACAGGUCCUUGUCUAUUUAACCAAGGAUUCUACAAGGGGAAGAUCAGACGCUUCGGCAAUUUCUUGAAACGCUCGAUUAAUGCCCAUGGGGAAGGGUGCCCACUAGUGUUGAGUAAGUAAACCAUUGCACAUCGGCACGCGUCUGUGUAUGAAACAUGUGGGGAAAAGGAGAGGGGAUUUUGGAGAGGGCACAAGGGCAACGCAUGGGAAUAAUUCCACCUUUUAUUACCCCAAAGCCUCUGAAAUAUAUUAAUCUCUUAUUGAAGAAAAAUGUACAAAUUGUCUAUUCCUUCACCCCUCUACAGACCUUCAUUUUUGAGGAGCGCAAUCGCGCCGGCGCUCCUGAAAAAAAUGAGAGCAAAAAAUCGCACUCCUA